Messenger RNA from Closterium sp. Naga37s-1, 2943 nucleotides. The record is from the annotation of a GenBank genome assembly. Lineage: Eukaryota; Viridiplantae; Streptophyta; Zygnematophyceae; Desmidiales; Closteriaceae.
AUGGCGGGAAGCCAUCCUAUGCCGGCCGACGAGGAGGAAUUUCACGACGCCAUCCACGCAAACGCCAUGCUCAACGCGGCGGAGGAUUUCAAGCCGUCCGAUUACAGCAACAUCAUCCGACGGUACUCGCACCUCGGCGCCACGCAUCCGAGUAACCCGCUCACUGUCGCGAAAGCUGGCGAAGACGAAAAGUCCGCCGGGGGGAAGACACGCCGGUCGCAAUCCACGGGCGGAGGCGUGAAAAAGGGCAAGGGGUCGUCUGUGGCAUCGACGCUUGGGCGCGCGGCGGCGCGCGUCGGGAGGACGCUGGGCGCAAAGGGCGGGUCGCUGGCGAAGUCCAAGUCCUCCGUGGCGCCCCUUCAGUCUGAUGAUGAGUUCUCCAAGCAAUCCGAGCAGCCGUCGAUGCCCAUCGUGUUGCAACCCUUCAUGGGAUCGUACGGUUCAGAGAAGCAAUCAGAAGUGACGAAGCAGCUGCAGGAGGAGAAUCGACGGCUGAGGGAGAGGAUCGCGAUGCUGGAAGCCGUUCACGCAGAGGAGGCGGAGGAGAGCGACGACUUGGCGCGCCAUCGCGUGCGAAUGCUCAAGUCGUCUAACCUGCAGCUAGAGCACCAGCUGCUCGCGUCGGAGUCGGCUUCACUCACCGCCAAAGCCAUUCGCAACGAGCUGCUGAGCGCCAUGGACCAUCUUCACCGCACUGUCGGCGCGCUGCACGAGCGCGCGGGGGAGGACGAGGCGGAAGGGGAGCAGGCGGAAGCGGAAGCCGCGGAGGACGCGGGCGGGGCGGAGAUGGGGAACUCGCACGCGGGAACUCUGGACCAGACACUGCUGCCAGCUGCCGCGAUUUUAUUCGACGACGCGCAACACGCCGCGGAACAGGAGGAGAAGGAGAGCGCAAGCGCAGCGGCGGUGGCGGUGGCGAAGGGGGUGAGCAAGGUCGGAGCGGCGCAACAGCCGCUGACGCGGCGGAACUCCUUCGGGGGACGCGGCUCCGCCGCCGUCUCCUCCGCCGCCCGCCCCAGCACCCCCACCAGCCGCGGCACCUCGUCGUUCGCUAGCGGCUCGCCACGUGUCACGACCCCGCGCGCAUCCGCGGGAAAGGGGAGCGGGUCGCCCACGGUGGGCGCACGGCGCGGUGGCGCUGCGGCGGGCGCGGCGGGCAGCGUGGGCAAGGGGAAAACCGGCGGCGGAAGCUUCAAUGCGCGCGCGUGGGGAGUCGGCCCCGGGAAGCGGAACGGCGCGGGUGCGAACAAUAAGACCGCGGACAGAAAGACCGCCGCAUUUGGCGCCGCGAAUGACGGCGACGGCGGCAUGGAUUUGACCUCUGCGGGGAGCCGCAGCGCGAGCAUGAAAGACGGGCCGCUAGUGCUGGACCCCUCUAUAGUCACAUCGUCUGCUGUCUCGACGCCGAUGGGCACGCCGCGCGCGGGGAGCACUCCCGCGGAGAGCCCGUUCGGCGCAACGCCGGCCGCGGCAGCCACUCCCGCGCCGACACUUGGCAGCCUACUGGCGGCGUCGGGACAGGUGGCGAUCGCGAAGGAGAAGCUGGAGGAGCUCGCGAUGUGGAGCAAAGAGGCGCGGGAAAAGGUUCUGAUGCUGCUGCCCGCGCCGGGCGGAAAGGUCGGCGAGCUGCCCGCGGAGGAAGGCGCACAGAAGGCGGAGGACGCGGAAGCGGCGGGGGGAGCUGGCGGAGCGGAGAAGACGAGCAUGAAGGCGAUGGGCGCGCCGGAGCUGCCGUGCGCGGGGAAUCGAUUCAUGGCGACGAACGAGGAGGGCGACCCGGUCGCGGGGAUCGCGGCGAACCUCUGCCGCUCCGUCGAAGGGUCCGCGCCGCUGCUGGAGUACGCGCGCGUGCACGAGUUGGAGGGGCGCCUGGCGGACCUCCAUCCGCGCCUGCUCGCGCUCUCGUCGCUCCUCGAUAAUGUCGUCUUCCCCAGCCUGCCCGCCGAGACGUCCAGCGCAGUGCUGCAGGAGAUCCGCGUCGCCAUCGCUGACGUGUACGACACCACGCGCGCGCUCUCCGAGCUGGCGGCGCUCGUGCCAGCUGGCGCGCAGCUAUUCGGCGUGGGGACCGGGGAGAGCCUGAUGCUGGCAGCAGCAGCAGCCAGGGCGGCCGGAGCAGAGGAGGGAGGAGGAGGAGGAGGAGGAGAGGGGGAGAUGAUGGAGGUUCAGCAGAGGCUGGAGUGGGAGAGGGAGAGGAGGAGGAGGGAGGGAGUGAGUGUGGCAGACCUCCCUUCAAUAGAACAGCUGCUGACAGCAGGGCUUGCGGGGAUAGUGGGAGAGGGGGGAGGCUUUGGGGGAGGGAUGGGGGGGGGCGGGGGGGAGGGGGAGGUGCAGGCGCGGGUGGCGGAGGUGGUGGGGAGGUGUCGCAAGGUGGAGGCGCUGUGGCGUGCGGAGAUGUCUGGGCUGCAGGAGGAGAUGGGGUUCUACCGCGGCUGCCACGCUGCUCAGGCAUCACACGUGAAGCAGAUAGCGUCAGCAGCCAAGGACGCCCUGCAGACAGUGUUGGGAGACGCGCAUGAGAUCGUCGCUGCUGCCGCCACCUCCAUCCAAAAGAUUCUGCUGGCAGUGACCGACUUUGAGAGCGAGCCAACGCCGGAGAUGAUGCAGCAGCUCGCAGCCAAGGUCAAGGAGGAGGCGGGCACGUUGCGGCGCUUUGCAGAGCUGCUGCCGCAGGCCUUCUCAGCCGAGGCCAAGGUGGCGGAGGUGUUUGACCCGCUGGAGCGCGAGUUCAAGGAGCGCAUGCAGUGCGGUGAGGGGAGAAACGGUGGUUGGUUGGAUAGGUGUGUCCGGGUGGAGGUGCUUGACCCGCUGGAGCGCGAGUUCAAGGAGAGGAUGCAGGUGAGGAGGGGUGCAGUGCGAGGCGAGGCCAUGGCGGCGGAGGUGCUUGACCAGCUGGAGAACGGCUGGCAGAGGGAGGGGGUGGGGGGGAAGUGGGUGGUCUGA